This is a messenger RNA of Trichechus manatus latirostris (Florida manatee), 1863 nucleotides long. It is a transcript of the gene DLL3, whose product is annotated as delta like canonical Notch ligand 3. The transcript is spliced from 9 exons. The record is from RefSeq and is a predicted model, not a curated record. Gene Ontology annotation, biological process: Notch signaling pathway; multicellular organism development; heterophilic cell-cell adhesion. NCBI's taxonomy places the organism in Eukaryota, Metazoa, Chordata, Mammalia, Sirenia, Trichechidae. Gene Ontology annotation, cellular component: protein-containing complex; plasma membrane. The coding region runs from base 49 to 1863 and encodes 604 amino acids. Gene Ontology annotation, molecular function: calcium ion binding.
GGUUCCAGAGCCAGCAGCUGCGAUUCUCGAGACCCCCCGCGAAAGGCCAUGGUAGCCCCGCGGAAGCCCCGGCUGCUAUUCCGGACCAUGCUCCUGGCGCUCUUUUUCCUCCCUCAGGCACGGCCGGCCGGCGUCUUCGAGGUGCAGAUUCACUCUUUCGGGCCGGGCCCUGGGCCCGGGGCCCCGCGGUCGCCGUGCAGCGCCCGGGGUCCUUGCCGCCUCUUCUUCCGAGUCUGCCUGAAGCCAGGGGUCUCCGAGGAGGCCGCCGAGUUCCCGUGCGCCCUGGGCGCGGCGCUGAGCGCGCGCGGACCCGUCUACACCGGGCAGUCCGGAGCGCCCACGUCUGACCUGCCGCUGCCCAACCGCCUAAUGCGCGUGCCCUUCCGUGAAGCCUGGCCGGGUACCUUCUCUCUCAUCAUUGAAACCUGGAGAGAAGAACUAGAACAGCAGAUUGGAGGACCAGGCUGGAGCUUGCUGUCGCGUGUGGCCGGACGGUGGCGCCUGGCGGCCGGGGGCCCGUGGGCCAGGGAAGUGCAGCGCGCAGGCGGCUGGGAGCUGCGCUUCUCGUACCGCGCGCGCUGCGAGCCGCCCGCCGUCGGGGCCGCGUGCACGCGCCUCUGCCGUUCGCGCAGCGCCCCCUCGCGGUGCAGCCCGGGACAGCGCCCCUGCGCUCCUGCGGAGGACGAGUGCGCGGUACCACUGGCAUGCCGAGCUGGCUGCAGCCCAGAGCAUGGCUUCUGCGAACAGCCCGAUGAAUGUCGAUGCCUGGAGGGAUGGGCUGGGCCCCUCUGCACGGUCCCGGUCUCCACCAGCAGCUGCCUCAGCCCCAGGGGCCCAUCCUCUGCCACAGCUGGAUGCCUCAUACCCGGGCCUGGGCCCUGUGACGGGAACCCAUGUGCCAACGGGGGCAGCUGUAGUGAAACAUCAGGCUCCUUCGAGUGCACCUGCCCCCGUGGGUUCUACGGGCUGCGGUGUGAGGUGAGCGGGGUGACAUGCGCGGAUGGACCCUGCUUCAACGGCGGCUUGUGUGUAGGGGGCGCAGACCCCGACUCUGCCUACGUCUGCCACUGCCCGCCCGGCUUCCAGGGCUCCAACUGCGAGAAGAGGGUAGAUCGGUGCAGCCUGCAGCCGUGCCGGAAUGGCGGGCUCUGCCUGGACCUGGGCUAUGCCCUGCGUUGCCGCUGCCGCGCAGGCUUCGCGGGUCCACGCUGCGAGCACGACCUGGACGACUGCGCCGGCCGCGCCUGUGCUAAUGGCGGCACGUGCUUGGAGGGCGGUGGCGCGCGCCGCUGCUCCUGCGCCCUGGGCUUCGGCGGCCGCGACUGCCGGGAGCGCGCCGACCCCUGCGCCGCGCGCCCCUGUGCUCACGGCGGCCGCUGCUACGCCCACUUCUCCGGCCUCGUCUGCGCCUGCGCGCCCGGCUACAUGGGCGCGCGGUGUGAGUUCCCGGUUCACCCCGACGGUGCGGAUGACCGCGCAGGCGCACUUUCCGCGGCCUCACCAGGCCCGAGCCAGGGGGACCCCCAGCGCUUCCUUUUGCCGCUGGCUUUGGGCUUGUUGGUGGCCGCGAGCUUGGCCGGCGCUGCGUUCUUGCUGGUCCACUUGCGACGCCGUGACCCUGGCCGGGAUACUGGGUCUCGCCUGUUGGCAGGGACCCCGGAGCCACCGAUCCACGCCCUCCCUGAUGCUCUCAACAACAUGCGUACGCGAGAGGAUUCCGGAGAUGGCCCGAGCCUGUCCACUGAUUGGAGUCGCCCGGAAGAUGGAGACUCUCGAGCGAUUUAUGUCAUAUCUGCUCCUUCAAUCUAUGCUCAGGAGAAUGAGAAUCUCUUGAAGGUUCUUAAAACCAAUUACCAGUUCUGA